CUCGGAACAUUGAAAAGACUAGACCUGAAGCUCCAGUUCAGAGAUUUCAAGAACAAUCGUCAUUUCGAAUUUCCCUAAGCUUUGAGUUAGUUUGGAGUCUGUUUUGCAUCUUGGACAAGUAUGUCUGGGGCCUCUCCAAGGACGAGGCGUGCCCUUACAGAUUUACGUCGAAUUAGUGAUAACAAUAGUUGCUUUGACUGCGGUGCCAAGAAUCCCCAGUGGGUAUCUGUCAGUUACGGUAUUUUCAUUUGCCUGGAAUGCUCGGGCCGCCACAGGAGUUUAGGUGUCCAUUUGAGCUUCGUUCGUUCGGUAACUAUGGACAAGUGGAAAGACUUGGAACUGGAAAAAAUGAAGGUUGGUGGCAACAGUGUGCUCCGUUCGUUCUUGCAGUCACAGUCCGACAUCAAACCGGGCAUGGACUUUGUGGCAAAGUAUAACUCCCGUGCCGCCGCUCUAUUUAGAGAUAAGGUGUCUGCAGAAGCCAAUGGCCGUUCAUGGUCGAUUGACUCGUCGCCUGCUCGGCAUCAUCAGCCUCCAGCCGUCACCACCUCUUCUACUUCAUCCAGCGCUGCAUCACAGUCCCAGUCACGCCAGUAUUCAAGUGAUGAAAUCGCAACGCAUCGCGCAGAUUUCUUCCAGCGUCGCCAGGAUGAAAACGCCACCAGGCCAGACCAUGUACCUCCAAGUCAAGGUGGCAAGUAUGUUGGUUUUGGCUCCACUCCUGAUCAAAGUAGUAGUUCCCGUUCUGCUGGCCAGUUUGAUUCUGGUGAGAUGCUGACAAAUGCAAUGGCCUCUUUGACCACAGGCUGGAGUUUGUUUGCUGAAUCUGCAACCCAGCUUGCAAGCACGGCCACAGAGCAGGCACUUGUGAUUGGCAGCAAUGUUAAUGAGACCAUGCUGAAGCCAGCUGCUGAAAAGGCUGUGGACUUGACUGCAACAGUACAGGACUCCUUUACGGAUGAAGAAAGUCGCAAGAAGGUGGUCGACUCGAUGUACUCAACAGGCGCCAAUGUUUGGUCUGGUAUCCAGUCGUUUGUGUCAACCUGUGGCGAGGCAACGGCCAACAUGGGUGCUUCUCCUGGAUCAAGACAGCCCCAUGGCUAUGCCUCAUCUACUGGCUCCAGCGGUAUGUCCUCCUCUGCUGCUGCUAGCAGUUCGACCCCCGCAACUGGCAAGGGCCACAGUGAUGAUGGCUGGGGUUCGUGGGGUAGCCAGGACGAUUGGGGUGCAACCGGUAGCUCUGAGCAAACCACGCCUCAAGGUAAGGCGGCUCAACGGUCCUCCUCAACGUCACCACGUGCAGCGACCAGAAGCCGGUCCACGUCAACUACAGCCACGCCGAGGAAGACGACAACAAAGAAGAAGAGUGAGGAUGCCGAGGGCUGGAACACGGAAGAGUGGGGCAACGACGAUGGCGGUGAAUGGUCUACUAUUGAUAUCAAGAAAUAGCAUGCGCGUCAGUAUGUCGACUUGCAAUUUUACUACUGCUUGUGUAUUUAUUUCACACCGCCAUUUAUUUAUGUGCAUGGAAUUAUCCCACAUGACUUCUCUGUAGCCUGAUUUUCAACGCUGCUGUGCCUGUUGCAUAAACACUAUCAGAGAGUAUUAGGAUCUUUAGCCAGCUUUUAUUUUCAUAUUACUCUCUCUGCGCUGCUCUUCUCUGCUUUGAACCAAUAAUUAUAUAGCACACCAAGAAAAGAAACGACUAGCUAGA
Messenger RNA from Sycon ciliatum, 1714 nucleotides. Its product is annotated as ADP-ribosylation factor GTPase-activating protein 1-like. The record is from RefSeq and is a predicted model, not a curated record. Gene Ontology annotation, molecular function: GTPase activator activity. Gene Ontology annotation, biological process: regulation of ARF protein signal transduction; regulation of endocytosis. NCBI's taxonomy places the organism in Eukaryota, Metazoa, Porifera, Calcarea, Leucosolenida, Sycettidae. The transcript has 12 exons. The coding region runs from base 121 to 1449 and encodes 442 amino acids. Gene Ontology annotation, cellular component: Golgi membrane.